Molecule: messenger RNA, 4575 nt
Organism: Symsagittifera roscoffensis
Lineage: Eukaryota; Metazoa; Xenacoelomorpha; Acoela; Convolutidae
Product: nuclear pore complex protein Nup160-like
Exons: 9
Coding region: 10-4503 (1497 amino acids)
Cellular component (GO): nuclear pore
Molecular function (GO): structural constituent of nuclear pore
Source: RefSeq, a predicted model, not a curated record
GAUAGCGACAUGAGUAUGAUGAGCGGUAGUGGAUACUUUGGCAAGGAGGUGGUGAUCGAGGACUUGGACUCCCACGGCAGUGGUGCUGCUGGCAUUCGGAAGACAGUGGUCGGAACUGGUUCUGGCGGAGUGUCUCUGGACAAGGAUGUCUAUGGCAAUGCAGCCGGAGGUAUCAGUCUGUGGCAGGCUGGAAGGGAAAGCAUAUUUAUGACUUGGAAGGUCCAAAACGACACUAUAACUCUAAGAGAAGAGGGCUUCACCAGCCGAUGUGUCUCUUCUGCCAAGCAGUAUGUCUUUCCUAACGAGUCUAUCCUACCACAAGUGUUCGUGCGAGAAUUCGAUUGCAAUAUAGUGAUAUUACUCGCUACUAACAAGUCAGUUCAUAGACUACUCUUGAAGAAACUUGAAAACUCUAAUCGAAGACUUUCAAGACUGCCAUCCGGAUACCUGACAAAUGAGGGCUCAGAAGUUCAUUCUUACUCUUUUAUGGAAAAAUUGUCGGGAACUGGAGCCGGAUCUAAAGUUCUAAGUGCAGCAUUUUGGCAUCACAGCUCGUUGAAAUCGUCGUUUGUAAUCAGCUGCGAAGGAGACGUGCUGGUUAAAGUGUUAAUGGAAAAAGACGGGAAAGCUUCAAUGACUACGAAGUAUUACGGUAAUUCGGGAUUGCUGAAUAUGUUUUCAAAGAAGGCGAAUCAAACUUUGCAUUCAGUGGUUAUUGCAAACGCAAUGAAUAAUCACUACAUUUUUGGAGUGGACCGACUGAGUAAGUUACACAUAGUUUCGUUAAUGGGUCUGAACCAGGUGUAUGAAGUGGACUUGGCUGAGUUUGUGAUGGAGGAGAGUGGACUGAUGGUCCCGCAAGUGAAGUGUUGCAACAGGAUCAAGAUUAAGACUGAAAGUGGCAGUGGCGCUGCUGUUUCUGAGGAGGCCAUUGUGUACUUGCAGUAUGAAUACUUGAGAGUUUUCCUGAUUAUCAGGCUAUCUGCGGAAAAUGGUCCGAACUUCAGUUGCACGCCACUGAGAGCUAUCAAGUGCGAACUAAGUCCGACCACUGCAGAUGAGAACUUGGUUGAUUUCUGCUUUGACUCAGAAAGCAUCUAUGCCCUGUGGACCAACCCAGGGAGUGGAACUCACUCCAUACGCAGAUUCGACUAUGUAUCUUUCGAUGCCAGUUCUUCAAAGUGGAUGAAGGUACUCUCAUCGUCCACUCCUCAUGAUUCUCUUCCAAUGGUAGAAGAUGACCAGGAUCCUUCAGCUGUGUAUGUGAAUUACGUAAUGAGUUGUGGUAUGUUCUCAACGGCGGCGUUGUUGGCUGUGACUAUUCAAAUGAGAGAGAGGCAGAAUGAACAGUCUGUCGAUGAUAUGGAGUUGGCGAAGACGAGACUGCAGUUGAAACAAUUAAUCGUGGACAGUGUUGAGAGUGAAGUACAAUCUAAUCUUCCGCAGUACGACCCAGAAAACGAAGAACACCGGAAAACUCUCAUCGAACACUGGCAGCUUUUUUACUCAAUGCUGUGCGAACACAACUGCGCCGAACGAAACAAAGUCGUCGGCCUGCUAUACAAUGUACCGAAGUCAUUCAUAGGCACCGUGUCGCAAGAUCAAUUGGCUUAUGUAAUGCCGAUAAGUCCAUUUGAAAUCCCCGCAUCGGAGAUUUUAGCGGAGGUGAUGCGAGAUCAUUGUAAUGCAGAAGUGACCGACACUUCAGCUUUCAAUGUCACUUCAGAAUCGACGGCACGAUUCUCGAAAUUGAUCGAGUUUUUCGAGAAAAUGUCAACUGAAUGUGACGUUCAAAACUUUUUGAAAGUGAAUUGUUUAAUGAAUGAAAAUGGUUUGAAAAUCAGACAAGUAGUAAAAAACUGUUUCGAUAGUUUUGAAGAAGUCUUAACGCCGUGCGACAAGAAAUUGUUGAGAAGAAUGCUGAAUCACGCUGACACAGAAUCUCUGUGUAAAAUUCUUCCCUUAUUAAUGGAAUUUUUGACUGAUGUUCUGACCUCUAGUCUUAUGGAGGAUCAUGUUGGUUCAUCGCUCAUCAAUACAAGUUUAGACGCAAGCAGUGCUCCAAUGAAUUUUGUAGCGUCCAAGAAAAUUCUCAGAACUCUUAUUUCUCAGAAUUGUGGCGUUGUGAUCAACAAUACGUUAUCAAUGUUGUGUCCUAUUGCAAUGGCGUUAGCUUGUUUGUCUAAAGAGUACAGUUAUUUGCCCAUUGUGACGAGGUCAUUUUUAACUGUAUGCAAAUACCUCCACUCCUGGUUAUUUCUUCAUUGGCUGCACGAAACUGAAAUUCAUGAUGUUGAAACAGCCAAUGAAACUUUGAGUCGUGCAGUUGGAACCAGUAGCAGAAAUGAAAUCACGACUCCGACUGUUAACCCGCAUCACUUAUUUUCAGGAGUGGACGAUACAAUUUUCAUGGGUAAGGGUGCUUUGGAGCUGGACGAACGGAGCCAUGUACCUUCUAAAAGCCCAGCUCCGAGUGUGUUUGGAGGAACAGAGUCGAAACUGACCAAAGUAACUUUCCUGUCUGACUUUGUGGAAGCUAACUCGGACAUCAUUUUAUCAUCAUUGCUCGAAUUUAAAAAUGCUGGUAGCAAAACACUGGACGAAACUCAGAUUGUUCAAGAAGUAUCAGUUAAGCUUUUGGACCAGUUGAAUGUUUCCACCAACGCUUCAGCUCUUAGCGCCAUAGCUAAACACCUCUUAUUGAAAGAUACAGCUUCGUCUAUGGUUGAAACCCAACCCAAGUUAGUUUUAGAUAUGAGCAACUUUCUAGAAUUGUCCUUGACUUCGGGACAAGAAGCGUCUAAAGGGCUAAUUCAUUAUUUGAAAAUGUUGAGUUAUCAUACCCUUGGCGAAACAGAAGAAGCGCUGGAAAUCGGUAAACGUUUGCUUGUAAACGAUGAAAUUGGUUUAGCGAUGUUGAUUCGGUUGAAAAAUAUGGCGACUGAGAUUGACGUGAAGAUGCAUGUUUUGACUGUUUUUGAGCAGAGUAAAAGUUUUGCAGCGUGUUUGGAACUGAUUCAAAUUAUAUCGGACUGUCCAGACUUAAAUAAAGGGGAUAAAUUAUCUCUAAGUAUGAUCAAGUUCAAUUGUCUUUGGGAAGUAAAUCUGCUUGCAGACUGCUACGAUUCACUGUGUGACAUAUGGAAAUAUGUCCAAAGAUUGCCGGAAAGUUCGAGAGAUUUUGAUAGAUUCAAAGACUGUCUGAAAUGCUGGGUGCAAGCUAUUUGUGAGACGCAUGUGGAAAGUUCGGAAAAAGCGAAAGAAGUUGAAAAGGUUGAGCUGUCAGAAUUCAGCUGUGUGCUUUUUUGUGAUGAGUUGAUUGCAGUUUUGGAGCAGAAAGCGAGGUUAAGUUCGCCUCUUUGCCCUGUUCCGUUCUACAACUGUCUGAAAAAGUUCUAUACCAACAGAAACAUGUGCCGCACUGCAGCUAUUGUGAUGUUGGAGAAGGCGGUUCGAAUCCAGGCUGAGCUGCAUGCAAGUGCAGGUGCGACAGAGGAGGAGCGGUUGCAAUUGGGCAAACUGAUUCACAAAGAGGAGUACAAGGCGUGGCAGGAUUCUGAAAUGUGUCUGAUGCUAUGUGAAGAGAAGGACCAAAUGGUGCUCAUGCCCAAGUUCACCAAAGCGCAUAAUGCAUCUGAGGAUGAACAAGAGCAGCACGGUGGUGUGACUGUUUUGAAGCUGAAGGACAUCUCCCAGUACAGAAUGGUCGCAUCCAUUCAACACAAACUGCUCUCUCUAGACAACCGACAGCUGGAUUCUGAAGUAAUAUUGAAUGGUCGCACAAUGAGCAAAGAGGACUUGAUGGUGAAGGCCGCUGAAUAUGGUCUGUUCAAUGAUGCGAUGAGAUUUGGCCAGACGUGUAAGUUGGAUUUGUCUCCGGUGUUCCAAAAGAUGACCGACUUCUACUGUGACUAUUACAGGACUAGUAGCAAUAAUGAACACGUGAACUGCGCAAACCACUGGUUGCAACAAAACUCACUCCCCGAAGAGGCAUAUCUCACCAUGGAAGAACAUUUCAAGUUGAUGUUUCUCCUGAAGGAUCACCUGGAGAGAGCGAGUGAUGACAUAGUACAGACUAAGAAGUACUACUUUGUCGUACUCACUUCACAGCUGAACAAGAGAAGCAUCGUGUUCACGUGGCUGCUCCAAAAGAUAAAGGAGUGGAAAGAAGACUGGCAACUGGCCAAAUUGUACCUCAAACACGGCUACCUUUUCCUCAGUUGCCAAGUGAGCUGCUCACUACUCGAGUCAGAGUUAGAAUCAAUUGAGGAAGAGAGCUACGAAGAAAGACUAGAACCAUAUCAGAAGAGCCCACGAGUAAUGUUUGCAGACACUAAACUCUACAGAGCCCAGCUGUCAGUUCUGGCUAAUAUGAAACGGAAAGGAGAGUCGGCGAAACUGAGAAAGGAGGCAAUAGAAUGGCAUAAUAAGCUAAAUAUGAUGUACAGUCAGUAUGUUGAGAAACUGGUUGAUAGUAGAAAACAGAUGCAAGCAUCAGCUUGAAAGUGCAAUUUAUGCAAGGUGUUAUUUAUUGAAAGUGUUAUUUUGUUCGUGAAAAUUUAAUCUUGAGAGUUC